Raphanus sativus (radish) is the source of this 1067-nucleotide messenger RNA. RefSeq names its product probable inorganic phosphate transporter 1-9. The coding region runs from base 1 to 918 and encodes 305 amino acids. Lineage: Eukaryota; Viridiplantae; Streptophyta; Magnoliopsida; Brassicales; Brassicaceae. The record is from RefSeq and is a predicted model, not a curated record. Gene Ontology annotation, molecular function: transmembrane transporter activity. The transcript is spliced from 2 exons. Gene Ontology annotation, cellular component: membrane. Gene Ontology annotation, biological process: transmembrane transport.
AUGUUGGAGAAACUGAAUCUUAUAUACACAGCUCUUGUUGAAAACAACGCAAGACAAGCAGCAAAAGACAUGCAAAGAGUCAUGUCCCCAACCACGAUGUCUCAAAUAGCCGACGAUACAUCAUCGGAGACACUAGAACUACCACCAUCUUCUUCUUCCUCCUACAAACUCUUCUCCCGCCGUUUCUUCAGCCUUCACGGCCGUGACCUCUUCGCAGCCUCAGCCAACUGGUUCCUAGUGGACGUGGUCUUUUACACAAGCAACCUCCUCCUCUCUCAAAUCUUCAGUUUCUCCAACAAACCUAUCAACUCCACAAACGUCUAUGACUCUGCCUUUGAGGUGGCUAAACUCGCAGCCAUCAUAGCCGCUUGCUCCACCAUCCCCGGCUACUGGUUUACCGUCUAUUUCAUCGAUAGAGUCGGUCGUGUCAAGAUUCAGAUAAUGGGUUUUUUCUGUAUGGCCGUUGUUUACCUAGUCGCUGGGAUACCGUACAGUUGGUAUUGGUCUAAGCAUGAGAAGACUAAUAAAGGCUUUAUGAUUCUUUACGGAUUGAUCUUUUUCUUUAGCAACUUUGGACCGAACACGACGACAUUUAUCAUCCCGGCGGAGCUUUUCCCGACAAGGUUUAGGUCUACGUGUCACGGGAUAUCCGGAGCUGCCGGGAAGUUUGGAGCCAUUGUUGGGACGGUUGGUUUCUUGUGGGCCACUAAACACGAAGAAAAGGACAAAGGAGAGGUUUUUCCAGAGGUAAGACGCGUGAGGAUAGCGUUUUUAAUCCUUGGUGCAGUUUGUAUCGCUGGAGUUUUGGUGACGUACUUCUUCACUCGUGAAACUAUGGGAAGAUCGUUAGAAGAGAACGAAGAGGACGACACUGAUUCCACAUGUGCUUCUGGUAAUGAGUUGUUCCCAAUAGAAUAGUGAUUUUGAUAUCACAACACAAUCAAGCGUCUUUUGAUUGUCUUCUCUAAUUUAACUCUAAAUUUUCCUUGAUUUUGAUGUUUGAUAUGUUAAGUCUUUUUUUGUUCUCGUGUUUACCUGACUUCUUUUUUCUUUGUUUCUACUAUUUA